AUGGCAAACAUAAAUUCAGGAAUUUUAAGAAUUGGUGGAAGCUCCAAUAGUGAUGCCGAAGAUUUUACUGCCGUUACUAAGUUUACGUUUCAUGAACUUGCUGCUGCCACUGGAAAUUUUGCACCAGAAUCCCUUUUGGGCGAAGGAAAAUACGGGCGUACAUUCAGAGGUUGCUUAAAGAGCAGUGGCCAGGUAGUUGCAGUUAGACAAGUUAAUGAGCAAAGCAUAUCUAACGUCUACAGAUACCUUGACCAAUCAAUGUCUUCGACAAUUCAUUUGCAUAGCCUCUUACACCAUCCUAACAUAGUGGAUAUGAUCGGUUACUGCGUUGAUGGAGACCAGAUAUUUUUCGUUUACAACUUCAUGCCGUUGGGAUCUUUAAAGGAUCAUUUACAUGAUCUUCCGCCUAAUAAGAAGCCUCUGGACUGGAAUACAAGGAUGAAAAUUGCAGCUGGUGCAGCUAAAGGAUUAAAAUACUUGCACAAAAAAUCCGACCCUCAAGUAAUCCAUGGAAAUAUCAAACCUUCCAACAUUCUCCUAAGCGAAGGAUACCAACCCAAGCUGUCAGAUUUCCUUGGGUUUAAAGAGCGAAUUCCAGAAUCUGACGAGUCUAACCAUGCAAGGAUUUUCAGCAGUCAGUGUUAUCGCCAUGCACCUGAAUUUUAUAUGAAGUUUAAACUCACUCAACAAUCCGACAUCUACAGUUUUGGCCUUGUCUUGCUUGAACUGAUUUCAGGACGUAUGGCACAGAUUAGGCCUAGUCUCAUUGAAUGGGCAAAACGUAAACUGGUGGGUGAUCGCGAAUUCACUACGGUGGCUGACCCACUACUGAAAGGCCAUUAUCCAGAGCAAGGCUUGUAUCAAGCUCUUUCUCUUGCAGAUUCGGGUAACUGA
This is a messenger RNA of Papaver somniferum (opium poppy), 894 nucleotides long. RefSeq names its product serine/threonine-protein kinase PBL27-like. Lineage: Eukaryota; Viridiplantae; Streptophyta; Magnoliopsida; Ranunculales; Papaveraceae. The transcript is spliced from 6 exons. The record is from RefSeq and is a predicted model, not a curated record. Gene Ontology annotation, biological process: protein phosphorylation. Gene Ontology annotation, molecular function: protein kinase activity; ATP binding. Bases 1 to 894 code for a protein of 297 amino acids.